Messenger RNA from Rhipicephalus sanguineus (brown dog tick), 5211 nucleotides. Its product is annotated as hemicentin-1. Gene Ontology annotation, biological process: axon guidance; dendrite self-avoidance; homophilic cell-cell adhesion. Gene Ontology annotation, cellular component: plasma membrane; axon. Bases 186 to 2354 code for a protein of 722 amino acids. The transcript has 12 exons. Gene Ontology annotation, molecular function: calcium ion binding; cell-cell adhesion mediator activity. NCBI's taxonomy places the organism in Eukaryota, Metazoa, Arthropoda, Arachnida, Ixodida, Ixodidae. The record is from RefSeq and is a predicted model, not a curated record.
AGGAUAGCGGCAGCUACCUGUGUACGGCGGAGAACGCAGCUGGUGUGAAGCAACGACUGGCCUCCCUAGAGGUCCUCGUGCCGCCAAGCAUUAGCACGCUGCCUCGGGACCAAGAGCUGAGUGCGGGUGCGGCACUCAGGCUCGGCUGCCAAGCCAGUGGCUCGCCCACACCCCGCAUUACAUGGAUGCACAAUGAAAAGCCUAUGCCGGAAGAGACGUAUGCUUCAGAAAUGGGAGACGGCGUGAGUGAGCUUGUUUUGGACAGCAUUGCCCAACGUGACCAGGGUUCGUACACCUGUGUGGCCGAGAACGGUGCCGGACAGCACAAGGCCACGGCAAACGUUGUAGUUGGUGUCAGUCCUGUGAUAGCAGAGGCACCGCCGUACACCGAAGUAGCUGCAGGCGGGGACGUGUGGCUACACUGCACCGCCAGAGGAGAUCCUGCGCCAAAGGUGUUCUGGCUCAGAGACGGACAUCAAGUAGACAAUGCAGGCGGUCGUAUUCGGCAUUGGGACAAUGGCUCUCUGCACAUCGAGCCGGUUGAGGUCGACGAUGCCGGGGAAUACUACUGCUUGGCGAGCAAUAAGUUUGGCAUGGUCCAGACGAACCUAAGCUUGUCUGUCCUUACGCCACCUUCGUUCGACGAGCCACCCGAGGACGUCGUUGUACGUGAGGAGGAGCCUGCUGCGCUAAAGUGCAUCGCCAGUGGAUUGCCAGCGCCCACGUAUGCCUGGUUCAGGGUUGGGCAGGGUACUGUCCAAACAAGCCCCUUGCACAACGGAACACUCCACAUCAUGCGGGCACAGCGCUCAGACGAAGGCCUCUACCGGUGCCAGGCAAGCAACGUCCUUGGUACAGCCACAGCUGAAGCCCGUCUCAUCCUGCGAGUGGACGGAAACUGGUCCGAGUGGUCGGAGUGGAGUGAUUGCAACUGCGACGGCCUCCGUAAUCGGACUCGACGCUGUGAUUCCCCGCCACCGCGCAAUGGCGGAGAGGACUGUGUCGGAGAAGCGCUUGAGACCGAGACUUGCGAGGAUGUGAUGUGUCCGCCUGCGGAAGAACCAGACAAGGCUUUCUGGGGCCCCUGGAGCCCGUGCAGCACGUCGUGCGGACCGGGGCUCAAAGAAAGAACAUGCAUGUCUACUGCUUCCGGCCAGCCCUGGAAUGGACCAGUCAACUCUUCAUCAGAUUGUGAAGGGCGGAUGCGCGACGUGGUUGCCUGCUUUGAGAGUUCCUGCCCCGUGAAUGGCGGCUGGGGUCCUUGGUCCGAGUGGUCCGCCUGCUCAGCGUCCUGUGGUGGCGGCACUCGCACUCGAAGACGCAGCUGUGACUCGCCCGUGCCGAUGAGGGGAGGUCGCCAGUGCCAAGGGGAGCCUGAGCAAGAGGAUUUCUGCCACCCAGAAGCAUGCCCCGUGCACGGUGGCUGGUCCGAGUGGUCCCCAUGGGGCGAGUGUUCAGCCUCGUGCGGUAGGCGUCGCCACCGUCGCCGGUUCCGCACGUGUGACAACCCGAGCCCGGCUGCUGGGGGACGUGGUUGCCUGGGCACUGACCAUGAGACACGCCGUUGCCCGCACAAACCAUGUCCACAAGCACCUGCUCGUGCCUCCACGAACCGUCCUUGGACCAGUGCUUUGACAGCUGGAGACAUCGAAGAACUGCGCUCGGCCCCUAUAUCUGCCUUCAUCAAGGAGUGGACCUGUCCUGAAGGAUACUUUACAAAGGAUGGUGCAUGCGUGGAUGAGGACGAGUGCAGAAAUGAUAAUCAAUGCCAACACAAGUGUAUGAACACACCAGGCAGUUACCAGUGCAUGUGCCCGGUCGGCUACAAACUGGGGGAUGACGGCCACACAUGCCACGACGUGGAUGAGUGUCGGGAAUUGGAGCUGGACUGCGGCCAUGACCACGCCUGCUUCAACACGAGAGGAGCAUACGAGUGCGUGCACGUACCUUGCCCGGCUGGAUACGAGCGUGAUGCACUAGAGAUCUCCUGUAGACUACGCUGUUCCCAUCGAGAGGACUGUGGCAGUGACCGGACGGACGUGGUGACUUACGCAUCAGUGGCACUGCCACGCGACGUCCUUGCCGGUGCCCCAGUUGCCCGACUGGUGGCCAGGGAUCAUGAUGGGGCCGCACUGCGCCACACAGACUUCUCAUCCCUCAGCGGGGACGCGCAGCCGUUCAAUGUGCGUGACGGCGACAGUGGAGUUGGCCUGGUGUUCGCAACUCGUGACCUGCAGGCUCGAAAAAGCUAUCGGGUCACGCUGCAUGCCGUUUCACGAGAUGAGGCCAACAGCACGGUGCUGUUUACCACUCGGUUCUUUCUCCACAUCACGACGGGCACCUACCCUUUCUGAUGAUCGGGACAGAUUCGCUCCUGCACUGCCGCAACAUCUUGUCCAUCAUUUGUAUAAACUGCACACCAGGACGGUGUGUCCGUUUAGGUAGAAACAAGAGACGCUGUAAUGUGUCGAGUGUGCAUAAAUGAGUGCGCUGCCUGAAAUAGUGAGAAGGCGAGAGGCUCUCCAAUCCUCGCGAUGAAAAUGCUAAGUGAGUGACUGAAGCGCAGGGCAGUAUAUUGCUGCAAUUGUCACAUUGCUUGCCUACCUCCUGUCUAGCGAGGCACUUUCGAACGCAGCACAUAUCUAUAUAAAUGCGUCUUUUAAACCGCUUAACUUUAACGGCUACGUAGCAUCGACAUCUGCUCAGACGAAUUUACUGAAGUACUUCACGUUGUUUGUUCUUGAGAUGCGAGCAACAGAAACUACCGCAGUUUAAAAAGUACACGUGCUUAAACUGCCAGAAUUUUGGGAAUUUUUUGUUGCCGUGAAUAACCAGUUGUUUGCAGAUGUUUUUCGCUGCCUCUACUGGCCAUUGUGGUUAGCUAAGCUCACUUAUGUGGCAGUUGAAGUUCACCACAGCUGUAUUAAGAAUUCAUCUUUCUAGCCAAAAGAAUGUGGGCUAAGUAAACCUAAUUUAAUGAGUGUUGCUUCUUUAUUUACAUGCUGUCCCAUGUAUUUUCUUGUCAACUCUAUGGCAAUCAACAAUGACUUAAAAAAUCUCUCCACAGCGGAGAGAUUACGAAAACAUUAUUUUUAUCCACAAGCGAGACCAAUUGUUCAAGCUACGAAUUUAUGCCGCAAGAUUCGUCGCCCUCAUGUUGCUAUAUGCUAUAUGACCGGAAGCAAAAUAAAUCGAAAAUGUCAAAAAUAUGCCUACUACAACUUGCCUAGUUAGGCAUAAUCUAAACGCUGGGUGCAUGCCGUAGAAUCCUAUUCACACAUUAGUGUUCCCUGCCUGUGGUUAAACGCACAAAAUGCUCUGUAAUGUCAUGUAUCAGCGAUGGUUGCAAGUAAAAUUCAAAUUAAAUCGCAGGAGAAUGUGUGUUCUGAAGCAAGUACAACUAUUUCCUACUGUCUCAACUGCACGUUUCUUGACUGCUGUAAUUAUACCACUGCUUUAUCUGGUAGUCGAAACUCAACGUCAACGAUAUCCUAGCAGCACGCAAUGUUGCUACAACGUUGAAGCAACUUUCACAAUGGGACGACAACGUUGUGUCAACAUUUGGUGCUACUAUGGUGGUUUUUUCUUUUAUGUGCCACAAUAUACGGUAAUAUGAAUAUACACGUAGUUUGCUCCAGCUGAAGAUUGCCGAUUGAAACCAUUAUGUGGUUGCACAAAAAAAAACACCGUAAAAUUGACCCUAUUUGUUCAUGUAGAGAAAGCCCAGGCAUGACCAAUAAUAACAGACAGAAAGAAUGACUCCAGACCUGAAUAGGUAAGUAAGAUUGAAGCAUGUGUGGUUCACUGUGGAUGCCAGGUUUGGGCAGUAUCGAAGACACAUGUAUCUUAGAUACUAUCUUAGAUACCCUUUCGGUAUCUUGUAUCUGUGUCGCGAUAUGUCUCGCUAAACGCGUGCCUGUAUCUGUAUUUCCGAUGCAUUCAAUAAUGUAUUGUGUAUCUUAUGAUACAAGAUACUUGUAUAGAAACACCAUCGUGCGAAACAAGAAACGUCGGCUGAACUCCGCUUCUGAAGCUGCUGCUGCUGCCAAUAAGCCACCUGAAUGAAACUAACGACAGUGACGCUCUUUUAUCUUUCCGCCAGAGUGCUCCAGCGAGCACAGGUGAUGUGGUUUACGCGUCCCUGUUGGGGGACCAGAGUAACAUGAUGGCGCUCGAGCCAUCUUGACAAAAACAAGCGUCCGAACGCCUACGCGCAGCCUACCUUUUCUUUUCUCGAUGUUUUCUUUCUCUUUGGUUGUGUCAGUGCCGCGACACUUGUUCGUACCGUACACGGUACCGUACAGCGUACUCCGAUGCAUGCGGCGUCUUUCACUAAAUUCUGAUGACGUUAUAGUGUCGUUAUCAAAGUUUGUCUAGCGUGGUGCUUCGUUGCAAAGUCUCGAGAUGGCAAGAAUGCAGUUGCUUUGCAUGUCGCGGUUUUCAUUCAUCAAUGAUUUGUAAGAUCUCGUGGGUGUAAGCUUGACUUACAUAGGAUAAUAUUGAUUUAUAUGCACAUGAGAUUCUGACAACCGUGGCACAAAUAUUGCCGAUGUUCGAUGGAAUAGAACAAGCAUUUACGUAACAGAAGACAUUUCGGCGUACUCUAUCUUUGUUCUUCCAGAUAAAUGACAAGAAGAUCUUUCAAUGAUAAUUUGUCUGUUAGCUCAAGUGCUCUGUUCGGUGUCCUCCGUUUGCAUCUCAUACAUUACUUAGGCAUCUGUAUAGUUUUUGUCCGUCGGUGUACUGUAAUAUGUCUUUGUACCCUGCUGCUAAAAUACGUCCUCUGCUUUAUUCUUAUUUUUUACCUGUCUGCGUCAAAGGACGUAAAAUAACCUUAGCGUGCUUAAAGUAUACACUAACAAAAAUUCUGCUUACGACUUAGUAAAAUUGUGAAAUAGAAUUAACAUUAUAAUAUUAAAAUUAUAAGAAUACAUCUUAAAGAUGUCUGAAAGGGGAUUCGAGAACUAUAAUACCAAGUUCUCCGUUUUUUCUCAUGAGCGUCGUGACGAACCGUUUUAUGUUACUUUCCAUAGGCACUGAGUUUUCUAUUGUCUUACCUUAGCAUCUAAGUUAACAAUAAAUCAUGCUCAACUGUCAUAGCUUUUAGGGGUGCCGCCUAGGUGUAUCGUGUUUAUACAGUGUUUCACGUAACAUGAACCAAAUUUUUACGAAGAAGUGGUUAACCUCAACCGAAUAAAACCAAGGUCAUCG